AUGCUGUCGAGAUUAGCCCGCGCCCCGCGCCUGGGCAUGUUGGCUGCUCAAUUGUCACAGUCCGCUGCAUCGCCGGUUUUACGGACUAGACAGACAGUCGUAUCAGUCUCCCCCUGGAUGCGGUCGUUUGCCAGCAACAACAAGAAAAUUGGCGGGAGCGAAAGCCAGAGUCAGCCAGAGUCAUCCGAUCCGUCCACGCAACCGAAAGCCGACUCCAAACCCGCUGCCUCGCAGAACACUUCGCCCUCUAAUGAAACGGACGCCGAAUCAUCCCAGCCUUCAAAAGAGGCUGAUCCGAUCCCUUUCCACAAACUUCCUGAUUUGACGCAGGGUAUUCCAUCGACCCUGGACGCAGAACUGCGCAAACAGUCGGGCCAGGCCCACUCUGCUCUUGAAGCCGUCGAGCAGGAAGAAGAAUCCGAGGGCCGUGGCAAGCGGGAGCGCCCCGAGUAUGUGUCGACGAGCGACCGCAACCGAAAAUGGUGGGCACGGUUUAUGCUGGUCGCCGCCGCCGCCGGAGGAUCCUUUGGGGUUCUUUACAUGGGUCGUGACUGGGAUGAUGCUAUCGAAGCCGAGCGCCAUAGCGAUAUCCCCAAUGGUUGGAGUCCCACGCUGUGGUGGCAGAGAGCCAGAGCCCGUAUGGGCGAGUCGGUAUCCUAUUACCAAGAUCCGGCAUUCGACAAAUUGCUCCCAGACCCCGAUCCCAGCUUCGAGCGACCAUACACUCUCUGCCUAAGCUUAGACGACCUCCUAGUACACAGCGAAUGGACACGAGACCACGGCUGGAGAGUAGCUAAGCGACCGGGAUUGGACUACUUUGUUCGAUAUCUCAGCCAGUACUACGAGUUGGUUCUCUUCACUACUGUUCCAUUUGCUAUGGGCGAGCCCAUCGUCCGCAAGUUGGAUCCCUUCCGUUUCAUCAUGUGGCCGUUGUACCGCGAAGCCACCAAGAGCAUCAACUCAUACUUUGAACAGGACUUGUCGUACCUUAACCGAGACCUCUCCAAGGUCAUCAUUAUUGACACUAAAGCGCAGCACGUCCGCAAGCAGCCGGAGAACGCCAUUAUAUUGGAUCCUUGGAAGGGGGACCCCAAGGACAAUGAUCUCGUUGGGUUGAUCCCUUUUCUCGAAUACAUCCACACGAUGCAGUACUCGGAUGUGCGCAAGGUUCUGAAGUCGUUCGAGGGCAAGCACAUCCCUACCGAAUUCGCCCGACGUGAGGCCAUUGCAAGGAAGGAAUUCAACAAGCAGCUGGAGCAAAAGAAGAAACACUCCAAGGGAUCCGGUGUCGGGGCGCUUAGCAACCUUCUCGGACUGAAAUCCAGUAACAUGAGCAUGACCAUGGCUCCCGAAGGCGAGCAGAACCCAUCACAGGCCUUUGCCCAAGGCAAGAUGUUGCAGGACAUUGCUAGAGAGCGAGGGCAGCGCAACUACGAGCUUUUGGAGAAGGAAAUCCGCGAAAACGGCGAGAAGUGGCUCAAAGAAGAGCAGGCCGCCAUGGAGAAGGCCCAACAGGAGGCCAUGAACAGUAUGAUGGGUUCCUUCUCCGGCUGGUUUGGACCCAAGCCUAGCGUCUCAGCCGCUGCUGGUGCUGAAAAGAAGGCAUAA
Molecule: messenger RNA, 1608 nt
Organism: Metarhizium acridum CQMa 102
Lineage: Eukaryota; Fungi; Ascomycota; Sordariomycetes; Hypocreales; Clavicipitaceae
Source: RefSeq, a predicted model, not a curated record